AUGUGGUUUGCUCAAAGUCUUACUAGUACUAGUUAUAGUAAUAAUACGAACAGCAAUAAUAAUAAUAAUAAUAAUAAUAAUAAUAAUAAUAAUAAUAAUCCAAAUAAUAAUCCAAAUAAUCCAAAUAAUAAUAAUAAUAAUCCAAAUAAUCCAAAUAAUAAUAAUAAUAUGACAAAAACUUUAUCAAAUGAUGAUAUAAUUAAUAAUGGUAUUUCAAGUUCACAAUCAUAUGAUUCAUUAUCAAAUUUAGAUAUUGAAAACUCUGACACUAAAUCAACAUCAUCAUCUUCAUCACUCAAUAAACAACAUCAACGUAGUGGUAGUACAAGUGGUAGUGCAAGUGGUAGUGUUGGUAAUGAACAAUAUGAAUCAAUUAGAAUUGGUAAUGGUUCUGUAUCUGCUAUCAUUACAUUGGAGGAAAGUACUAAAGAAAGAGCAAAUUUCUAUACAAAAUUAAAACAUAAAAAUGCAAUCGAUAUAAGAAGAAGUUUAUUAAAUUUUGUUACACAAUUUUCAACAAAUGGACCAAGCUUAAUUGAAGAACAAGGUCAUACAAUAAUUACAUAUACAAGAGAAUUAGAGCAUUGGGUACUAAGUUUACCAUUAUGGGCAAAUGCAGGUGAAGCUGAGGUUGAAGGUAUUAGAGAUGGUAUUGAAAAAUAUAUUAUGGGUAAAUUAUAUCAUUGUACAUUUCCACCAGCAAGAUUAGGAGGAUUAGAAUUAACAGAAGGUAAUAUAGUUUCAGAAGGAUCAUUAAUACCAACAGAAGAAGAUUUAAAAUUAUUUAAACAUAUAACGAUACAUGGAUUUUUAGAACCUCAACAUUUAGAUAUACAACAAUUUAUAAACUCAAAUGAACAACGUCAAAAUUUAGCCAUUUCAGAGUUACGUAAAAUCAAUACCUAUAAAACACCAAGAGAUAAGAUGGUUUGUGUUUAUAAUUGUUGUAAGGUGAUUUUCAAACUUUUGAAAUCAGUUAAUCCCAAUGGUAAUCCAUCAGGUGCUGAUGAAUUCUUACCAAUUCUAAUCUAUGUAGUUUUAAAAUCAAAUCCAAUAAUGUUGAAAUCAAAUAUAACCUAUGUCAAUACCUUUAGAGAUCAAUCAAGAAUGAUGACAGAGAUAGCAUGUUAUUUCACUCAUUUGGUUUCCGCUGUAUCUUUUAUUGAAAAUAUUACAACACCAGUGGAUUUAACAAUUGAAGAAUCUGAAUUCUAUAGAUUACGUGAUAAAUUUGAAUUAGAAUUACCUUUAAAAUUACAUCCUGAAAUGUUAAAAAGAUUAAAUUAUAAACCACCAACAAAUUUACAAAUUUUAAAUUCAACUAUUAAUAAUAAUAAUAAUAAUAUAAAUAAUAACAAUAAUAAUAAUAAUAAUAAUAAUACAAAUAAUUUAAAUGUUAAAUCCCCAACAAUAAAACCAACAACAAAUGCAUCAUCAACAUUACCACCUUUACCACAUUCUAGAGGUCAUUCAAGACAUUCAUCAACUAAUAAUAAUAAUAACAGUCAAUUAAAUCAACAAAAUUUUGGAGAUAUUGAUACUUUAAUCAACAGUAAUAUCAAUAGUAAUAUUAAUAGUAAUAAUAGUCCAAGUGUUGUUAAUGAACAAUUUAUAGUUUAUCAAGAUAAUAUUGAAUUAGAAAAGAGAUAUGAAUUUUUAAAUUAUCAAACUGAUGAUAUUAAAAUUGGUCAAAUUUCAAAAUUAUUAGAAGAUUAUAAAAAAUUAGUUAUUGAAAAUAAUAUUUUAAAAUUAAAAUUAAAUAGUAAUAAUAAUAAUCUAGGUAAUAAUAAUAAUAAUAUUAUUUCAAAUCAAAAUAAUCAAAAUAAUCAAAAUAAUCAAAAUAAUCAUAGUCGUCAAAAUAGUGGUGGUGGAUAUCAUAUUUCAGAACCACCAUCUUUAUCAUCAUCACCAGCAUUAAGUCGUAAUCAAUCAUGGGCUUCAAAUUCAUUACCAAUUUCACCAAAUUUAAUUUCAAAACAAAUUAAUCAACCAUCAACUCCACCAACCUCAACAACCCCAAAUAAUAAUAAUAAUAGUGGUGGUAGUAGUGCUAUAACUUCAAAAUCAAUUAAAGAAGUAGAGGAUGAAAAAGAUGAAAAAAAAUCAUUAUUUCAAAAACAAACUGAAGAGUCAUCAUUAACAAAUAGUCCAACUAUUUCAUCUUCAUCUUUAUUAGAUUAG
Dictyostelium discoideum AX4 is the source of this 2181-nucleotide messenger RNA. RefSeq names its product vacuolar sorting protein 9 domain-containing protein. NCBI's taxonomy places the organism in Eukaryota, Evosea, Eumycetozoa, Dictyosteliales, Dictyosteliaceae. The transcript has 3 exons. Gene Ontology annotation, molecular function: guanyl-nucleotide exchange factor activity; GTPase activator activity. Gene Ontology annotation, biological process: vesicle-mediated transport. Bases 1 to 2181 code for a protein of 726 amino acids. The record is from RefSeq and is a predicted model, not a curated record.